Molecule: messenger RNA, 648 nt
Organism: Psilocybe cubensis
Lineage: Eukaryota; Fungi; Basidiomycota; Agaricomycetes; Agaricales; Agrocybaceae
Exons: 3
Coding region: 1-648 (215 amino acids)
Biological process (GO): mitochondrial translation
Cellular component (GO): mitochondrial ribosome; mitochondrial large ribosomal subunit
Molecular function (GO): structural constituent of ribosome
Source: RefSeq, a predicted model, not a curated record
AUGCUUUCUCUUACAAAGAAUGCCUCAAGGCAGGCUUCACGCCCCCUGACACGAUCAUUGGCUCAAGUCGUCAACUUGAAGCAAUCUAACGUGGCCGGUCCCUCGAGACGCAGAAAGAAGGAACCUGCCCCACCACCUCCGAAAGAAAAUUCAUUCGUCAAGGUUGCCGUUCGCGAAGACCAUGGCUUAUACGGUUUCUUUAGGAGACAGCCUAAUUCAGAUAAUUUGACUGGAGAGGAAAGAUACGAAGUGUUCGAAACACCAGAGAACGGCCAACUGCUUUCGGGGCGUGCUUGGGAAGCUUCUGAGCUGCGAAACAAAAGCUUCAAGGACUUGCAUACCCUGUGGUACGUUUGCCUGCGCGAAAAGAAUCUAUUGGCCACGCAAAAAGAAGAGGUACGGAGGAUGGGGGUCAGCCAUGUCGACUUACAGGUCCCAAUGGCUAAAGUGCGACACUGUCGUAAAACAAUGGCACGAAUUAAACUGGUGUUAAACGAACGACGACUAGCUUACGAAGGAGCUCGUGCAAUAGCCGAGAAGGACCACGCACAUGCUGUUGAAGUCGCGAAGGCCAUCGAAGCGGAUAAACUGCAGUACGAUGAAGAGGAUCUCAAAGUCGUGCAGUAUCGGUCACAACCAAAACUCUAA